Messenger RNA from Candida dubliniensis CD36, 1575 nucleotides. RefSeq names its product Sly41p (gene SLY41). The transcript has a single exon. Gene Ontology annotation, cellular component: Golgi apparatus; endoplasmic reticulum. Lineage: Eukaryota; Fungi; Ascomycota; Pichiomycetes; Serinales; Debaryomycetaceae. Gene Ontology annotation, molecular function: phosphoenolpyruvate transmembrane transporter activity; antiporter activity. Gene Ontology annotation, biological process: phosphoenolpyruvate transmembrane import into Golgi lumen. Bases 1 to 1575 code for a protein of 524 amino acids. The record is from RefSeq and is a predicted model, not a curated record.
AUGUAUCAGCACCAAGAUCAAGCUCAACAUCAUCAUUACCAGCUGUACAAUUCAUACAAUCCAUCCAUCGAGGAUUUGAUAGCCUCGUCAGAUGAGAAACGGUAUCAAAAUGGCGGUGUUGGUAAUCUGUUACAAAGACCUCCAGUAGCAGGUUUACCGUAUGUUUCAUCACAGGUUAACCCAAACACUUCGUCUGCCAAUUUAUCCAAGCUAACAAACAACGUUAACAAUUAUGGGUACAGCAACAACAACAACAACAAUUACAUUCAAUUACACACACCGCCAUUAUCUUCAAAUCCAUCCUUCACUUCAUUCCAGAAUUUGAACUAUCCAUUAUCACCACUCAGCAAGCCAACAUCACCAGAACCUAUACUAUCAGCCGCAUCAGUAACCACGAGCAAAUUCUUAGCAUCGUCUUUUUUUAGUUGGUUCCCUCCUAUUAACGUUAGGAUUGUAUCAUUUUGUAUUGGUUGGUAUUUAUGUUCCAUUGUUUCGUCAAAUUCAACAAAAUUGAUCUUGAAUGAUUUCAAGUUCCCUGUUACAUUGACUCAGUUUCAGUUUUCUGCAAGUUUCACUUUUUGUUUAGUAUUUCUCAACAUAGUCAAACUCAACCCAGACAGGAUUAGCAAUAAGUUACCUCCAGGGUUUAUACCGUCGAUGACUGAAACCAACAGAAUUAGCCUUACACAAUUUAUUACACCAACAAGAUUGAUUAUACAAACUACUUUGCCAAUGGGUAUGUUCCAAUUUAUUGGCCACAUAACAAGUCACAAGGCAACGUCAUUAAUCCCAGUAUCGAUAGUUCAUACAAUAAAAUCAUUAAGUCCAAUUAUCACUGUAUUAAUUUAUCGAUUCUUAUUUGGAAAAUCCUAUAGGAUGAGAACUUAUGUCACUUUAAUUCCAUUGUGUUGUGGGAUCAUGUUGACUUGUUAUAAAAAAAAUCAUACUAGUAAUCAAAACAAUGUACCAAGUACUGGAAGCAGUGUUAUUAAUAAUAGUCUUGAUAAUAUUAACCAUAAUAAUAAUUAUUCUACUGGAUUAAUAUUUGCAUUCAUUUCCAUGAUUAUUUUUGUCAGUCAAAACAUUUUUGCCAAAAAAAGAUUAACAGUUGAAUCUAGUAGUACUAUUCCAAUGAACACCAAGUCAACCCUGAGAAUCAAUUCAAACAAAGUCGAUAAAUUAACCAUUUUGUUUUAUUGUUCAAUAAUUGGUUUCGUGUUAACAUGUCCGAUUUAUUUUGUCACUGAAUGGAUGAACUAUAAUGCCUUUGGGGCAAUAUCACUUUUGCAGCUCAAUUCCUACGUGAUGAGCUUAGUGCUAUUAAAUGGAUUGAGUCAUUUUGUGCAAUCAUUGUUGGCAUUCCAAAUACUAGGAAUGGUUAGUCCUAUCAAUUAUUCCAUUGCCAAUAUUUUAAAGAGAAUAUUUAUUAUAUUGAUUUCAUUUAUUUGGGAACUGAAACAGUUCUCUAAUAGUCAAUCAGUAGGGUUAGUUAUUACUUUGUUUGGAUUAUACUGUUAUGAUAGAUGGGGCACGGUAUCCAACUCAAGCAGUGCCAGUAAUCCUGGAAACUAUUAA